ACAUACCAACACCCACAGGUUCUAAUCACCUCUACUACAUCUUUAAUGCACUUUGCCCUUUGGGUGCUUGUCUUGUUGCUCAAUUCAGUAACGAGGGCAAUUUAUUUUUUAUUUUUACCUGUUUUCUUAUUGUUCACGGGAUUGCCACUUGAUGCAGAAUGUUGGGUUGUGUCAACCUAAAGGGCAUUUACAGGAUAAUUUGAAUAUAUAACUGAUUGGUCAAUCUAGUUGGUAAAAAAGUUUGUUGUCAUUUUAUUUAUUAAAAAUUUGAUUCUUCAAAGAAAUUUUGAGUAAAUAAUCUACGAAUACAAAAAUAGAUUUUUGUCAUGGAAAACGAAUACCUAAGCGAUGUUAUUUUUUCCAAAUUGAGAAGCCAAAUGAGGAAGGUCAUGGAUGCAUCAUGCAUGCAAUCUUCCCAACCAUAAUGGAUUUGAGAUCAUCUUUGCAACACUCACUAACGGUCACAUGGGGCUUCAAAGCUUAAUUUUUCUGAAACGUGAAAGCAUUUAAACCAAAUCUACACUCACUUCCUACAUAAUCCCGCGCCACGCUGCUCACUUUCUCCGUACUCUCACUCUCCUCAUUCCUCACUUCUUCCCCAUGGAAAACUUCAGAAAAUCUCCAUUAAAGCCCUGGAAGAAAGGUCCUGCCAGAGGGAAAGGUGGCCCUCAGAAUGCCUCCUGCCAGUACAGGGGAGUGCGGCAGAGAACAUGGGGCAAAUGGGUGGCAGAAAUCAGGGAGCCCAAGAAGAGAACCAGACUCUGGUUGGGUUCUUUUGCCACGGCAGAGGAAGCUGCCAUGGCAUAUGAUGAGGCUGCAAGGAGGCUAUACGGACCUGAUGCUUACCUCAAUCUUCCCCACCUUCAACCCAACUCAAACUCUCAUCCCACAAACAGAUUCAAAUGGAUUCCUUCGAAGAAUUUCAUCUCCAUGUUUCCUUCUUGUGGCCUGCUCAAUAUCCAUGCCCAACCUAGCGUUCAUGUUAUUCAUCAGAGGCUCCAGGAACUCAAGAAGAAUAAUGGAGCCAUGAGCCAAUCUUCCUCUAGUUCAUCUUCCUGUGAAUCAAAAACUCUUACUCAGAUCAUAACUGAGAAAACCCAGAUAGAAAAUUCAAUAACCAAGGAGAAAGACGUAGAUAUUUCAUCAGGGGAAAUAAUGCAGGGAGCUUGUGAUCAGCAGGAGAAACCACAGAUUGAUUUAAACGAGUUCCUUCAGCAGCUGGGAAUAGUGAGAGAGGAAAAGCAGUCAGAGACUGAAGGAACGUACAAUAUUGCUACAGAGAGUUCAACAGGGAUGGAUUCUUCCUUUGGAGAUUACAAUGAACUUGCAGCCUUUGCAGAGAAGAGCUUCAACUGGGAUGCUCUAAUUGAGAUGCACGGAAUUGCAGCAUAUCACCAAGCAGCCGAUGCCAACUUCCAUGCUCAUGAUAUUCAAGAGGAACUAACCUUGCCUACCUCCAUCUGGGACUUCUAAAGUAGUAAUUAAUAGGUUUUUCCAAUCUUCAGAUGAGCUAGAGAUACUAUGUUUAGAAGUACUGUAGGUUGCAUUGCUGUACCGUGAUAGCAUUUUCAUUUAUUACUCGAGUCACCUUCACUUAAGACUAACCUUCUCCAAAAUCCAACUUAUCUGGCUCCUCUCAACAUCUACUCGAAUUCCAGACCAGAUACUUCACGUGACACUAAAAAGUUCUCCAUUAUCCACUCAACCUAACAGCAACAGCAUAUCUAUGACUUCUAAUCUAAUGCAUCAAAAUCUGGACAACUUGCAAUUGCUAUUGGACAUUAAAAUCCCAAUGUCAAA
Messenger RNA from Rubroshorea leprosula, 1800 nucleotides. The record is from the annotation of a GenBank genome assembly. Lineage: Eukaryota; Viridiplantae; Streptophyta; Magnoliopsida; Malvales; Dipterocarpaceae.